Messenger RNA from Lactuca sativa (garden lettuce), 714 nucleotides. RefSeq names its product secreted RxLR effector protein 161-like. The record is from RefSeq and is a predicted model, not a curated record. Lineage: Eukaryota; Viridiplantae; Streptophyta; Magnoliopsida; Asterales; Asteraceae.
AUGGUUCAAAUUUAUGUGGACAACAUCAUUUUUGGAUCUACAGAUUCAUCAAUGGUUGCUGACUUUGCUAAACUUAUGAUCUAUCGAUUCCAAAUGAGCAUGAAUCGGGAGUUAAGCUUCUUUCUUGGUCUCCAAGUCAAACAGACUAACAGAGGAUUUUUCAUUCACCAAGAGAAGUACAUUCCAGAACUCCUCAAAAAGUACUCAAUGGACACCUAUGCCUCAACCAAAGUACUAAUGGACUUCGGACACAAGAUCUUUGCCAACCCUUCAGGUGUAGCAGUUGAUGAAAAAAAGUACAGAGGAAUGAUUGGAUCUCUGCUCUAUCUCACAACAAAUCGUCUGGACAUCAUGUUUGAAACAUAUUUGUGUGCCAGAUUUCAAGUCAACCCUAAGAUGUCUCAUCUCUUGGCUAUGAAACAAAUUUUCCGAUAUCUCAAAGUUACAAAGGGUCUCGGAAUCUGGUACCCGGCAAGUGAGAGCUUCCUACUUCAAGCGUAUUCAGACUCAAACUAUGGUGGUCUUCAAUUGGAUAGAAAAAGCACAUUAGGUGGAUGUCAAUUCUUAGGUGGUGGUUUGGUUAGUUGGUCAUUCAAGAAACAGAACUGCAUUGCACUCUCUACAUCCGAAGCUGAAUACAUUACUGCUGCCAGCUGUACCUCUCAAUUUCUAUGGAUAAAGUCUCAACUUUUGGAUUAUGGUUACCUCUUUUAA